AUGGCAUGUGCGCAGACCCCGGGUGCCCAACCAGCCCUGCCCCCACUCCCACCCCCCGCCCAACACACUCCACCGGGCGCCUCCCUGGCAGUCAUGCUGGACGUCCUCCUCGGCGGCGCAGCUAUCGCCGUGCCGCAGUACCAGAAUCCGCUGCUCGCGGCGUCCCUCCUGCUGAAGGCGAUCGGCGCCAUCCGGCGCCGGCGCGCCCCUGGCGUGGCCGACGGCGACGGGCGGGCCGAUGGGAUUGCGCCGGGGAGAGUGGAUCUGGACUGGGCGGAGCUGAGGCUGACGCUGACGCUGAAGGACGGGUCGCUGAAGAAGAUCUUGGAUGGCGUGAGCGGGUCGGCGAGGGCGGGGCGCCUGCUGGCCAUCAUGGGGCCGUCGGGGUCGGGCAAGACGUCGCUGCUGAACGCGCUGGCGCGACAGGUGCCCAAGACCAAGGGCAUGAAGUUCACUGGCAGGCUGACUGUCAAUGGCAGCGCUGCAGGGCUGGACGGGCUGCCACAGGCGUAUGUGCAGCAGGAUGAUCUCUUUUUCUCACAGCUGACUGUGAGGGAGAUCCUGACGAUGGCGGCUCACCUGCGGCUGCCGCCAUCCAUGGCUGAUGCGGCCAAGGAUGAGUAUGUGGAGAGGCUGAUCGCCAAGCUGGGGCUGUCGAACAGCACAGACACUCGGGUGGGCGAUGCCAAGACAAGGGGCAUCAGCAAUGGCGAAAAAAAGCGGCUUAGCAUCGGCUGUGAGCUCAUUCACUCCCCCUCCCUCAUCUUUGUGGACGAGCCCACCACAGGACUUGACUCAUUCCAGGCAGAGAAGGUCAUGGAAACCCUGAAGGACCUCGUCAGGGAUGGCCACACUGUCAUCUGCUCCAUCCACCAGCCCCGCAGUAGCAUCUUUGCGAUGUUCGAUGACCUGAUCCUCCUGUGCGAGGGGCGGACAGUGUACUCGGGCCCGGCGGAGAAAGCGAUCGACCACUUCGCUACCAUGGGGCUUCAAUGCCCUGCGCACUACAACCCUGCCGAGUUCCUGGCUGACCAGAUCUCGCUGGACACAUCCUCCGAUGAAUCCAGGGAGAAAAGCCAGGAGCGGAUCAACAAACUGGUGGCAGCAUGGAGGGAGAAGGGUGUCAAUAGCAACAAUGGUAAGCAGAUAGCUGCACCAGCAACUGCCCCCGCCACUGUGGAGAAUGGCGUGAAAGCGGUGGUCAGCAAUGGGGUCACACAGGCCACCUGGUUACGCCAGUUCCGACUGCUGUUCCGUCGCUCCUGGAGGCAGGCAGUGCGGGACAAGGCCACAAAUGCCACCAGGGCGAUGAUCAACAUCAACUCAGCCAUCGUCUUUGGCUUCAUCUACUUCAGGCUGAAGGCAACGUCCGCAACGGUGCAGGAUCGCCUGGGCCUGCUCCAGGUCUCUGCUGUCAACACCGCCAUGUCCUCCCUCAUGAAGACCAUCUCCGUCUUCCCCUCGGAAAAGACGGUGGUCGCCCGGGAGCGUGCCAAGCGUAGCUAUGGUGUGCUGCCCUACUUCCUCGGCAAGCUCAUCGCCGAGCUGCCCAUCACUGCAGCCUUCCCAGUGCUCUUCUCAGCUGUCCUGUACCCCAUGACAGGCCUCAACCCCUCGCCCCAACGGGUCGCUCGCUUCUUUGGAAUCGUGCUUCUCGAAUCCUUCGCGUCCUCUGCGUUUGGGCUAACGAUCGGGAGCAUAGCCCCCACCAAGGACGCGGCGCUUGCCAUGGGACCCGCUAUGAUGCUCAUCUUCAUCGUUUUUGGAGGCUAUUAUGUCAAUGCAGAGAACGUCUCAGCACUGCUGAAGUGGAUCCCCAAGGCCUCCCUCAUACAGUGGGGCUUCCAGGGCAUGUGCGUCAACGAGUUCAAGGGCGCACCUUUCGAGGAGCAGCCUGGCGCGAAGGUGAGGCGGGGGGCGAUGAAGGACGGGGACGAGGUGCUGCAGUGGCUAUCUUACGACACCAUGCCCAUCAGCAGGGCCGUGGUUGCCAACGCCCGGAUCAUGUUGUUCCAUUACUGGCUCACAUACAACAUUCUGAAGGCGAGGAAGCCUCAAUUUGAGAAGAUGGAGCCGCCGCCAGAGAGCUGA
Messenger RNA from Ostreobium quekettii, 2091 nucleotides. The record is from the annotation of a GenBank genome assembly. Lineage: Eukaryota; Viridiplantae; Chlorophyta; Ulvophyceae; Bryopsidales; Ostreobiaceae.